CUCCUGUGCGUGCGUGCGUCCUUGACGCUAGCUAGCUAGCUAGCCAGCAUCGGAAUUAUGGACACAUUGUGCUUCUUGUCGAGGCCAUGCGCCGUCCCAUGAUAAAGGCUUCGUGAUGCCCCCCCGGGAGGACGCACACCGACGAGAGGGAUUCUGGUUUCGAAAGGCUUUCCCGGAGAUUUACUCUUGAUUUUUUCCCCUAUCCCAACGCGUCCCAUAUCAUUCGUUCCCCUCCUCGACGACGAUACAACAACACUUGAUGACGGACGGUAACCAUCUCGGUGCCCCCUCGUCCGUCCGUCCGUCCGUCCGCUAUCCCAUCCGGCCACCGCCACCCUCCUUUGCGAAAGUCACGAGGUGUCAUUCUUCACUCAAUCCGGAACCGCCGCCGUCGAGAAGAAAAAAAGAAGAAAAGCCUCCGGGGGGGAACUGACUAGCCCUACACACACAUACACACACACACAUACACACACACACACACAUAUAUAUACGACAACAACAACAACAACAACAACAGCACCCCGGGAUAUAUAAAAGGGGGAUUAUCAUACGGGUUGCCCGCGUGCCUCUGGUCUAGGUUCAGGAUUGGGUCGACUAUCGGGCGAAAGACAGCCCCUCAGCAGGGUUCGACGUUCCAUUCGACACAGUUGAGCACUUGACCGGCAUCAGCAUCAGCGGGAGGACGACUUGCAGCACCAGACAAUUCGCCAACAAUCGCAUCCAUAUUUGAGCCGCUGCCGGCUGCAGCAUACUCGCAUACGCGUGUGUCAGUGUGAGUGUUGGAUGCAAUACCGACUUACAUCGGACACACGAGUCUCGCCCACCCUUUCACCUCCCCCUGCCCCCCCUGAUCUCUUGGGGCGACGGCAGCUCGGAUGAGCGUGGCCCGCUGGGCCGCUGGGCCCACUGAGGCGCCCCCCGCAGACGGGCAUGGAGUAGUAGGAGGAGGAGGAGGAGGAGGAGGAGGAGGGAGAUACGGAGAUGGAGGGGUCCCAGCAGCAGCAGCAGUGGGAGGAUCAGUUGGGGAAGUUGGAGAUGCCGCGGCGGCCGGGCACGCUAACCAGACUUACACUGCGAUCCUGACCGAGGCAGCCAGUAGCAGCACGACCCCGAGCAGCACGACACCGGCUCCCGCAGCACCAUCUCGCGCCGUCAAGUCCCCCAAGUCUGGUCUGGGGAGGAGGACACGCAGGGGAGCACUGGGGCCAGGCACACGCACAGGGUCUAGCAGCAGCAGCAGCGGUAGUGGGAGUGGAAGCGGUGGGAGUAUCGCUCUUGGUGUUGCUACUGGUGCCGGUGUUGGCACUGGUGUUAGUAGUAGUAGUGGUGGUGGUGGUAGCAGACGCAAGACGUCUUCGCGAAUUAUUAAGACGACGUCCCCUCCGUCUUCUGCGGCCGUAUCCCGGGCCACCUCCGUCUCCCCCGCCUCCACCUCCACCUCUACUACCUCUACCUCUGCUCUCCUCACCUCCCCUCCUCCUUCGGCUGCAACAACAGCUACGAAGACGACGACAACGACGACGACGACGACGACAAGAUCGUCCACCUCGACUCCUGGCCCUGGUCCUGGUCCUGGUCCUGGUCCUGCCAGCCGCAAGGUGUUCCCCAAGAGCAUGGAGCCCCCCGUCGUCUCCUUCUACGGCGCCGAGCCGAUCCCGCUGCCGUCGCGCUUCGCCGGCGUCAAGAAGCGGCUCAUCGCCGGCCACGAGGCGGCGGUCGAGGCGUCGUGGCGUCGUCUGCUCGACGCCAUGCGCGUCGAGAUGGCCGACAUCCAGGCGCGCGGCUCCGAGCUCAUCCCGUCCAUCGCCUUCGCCGACAUCAACGACCCCGUCCGCGUCGAGGCCUUUGCGCACCGGCUCCGGCGCUACGGCGUCGCCGUCAUCCGCGGCGUCGUCUCGCCCGAGGACGCCCGGAGCUGGGUCGGCGAGACGCACGACUACCUCGAGCGCAACCGCGAGUUCAAGCCGCCGGCGCUGCACGACCCGACCUGCAUCGACCUCUUCUGGACGCCGGUCCAGGUGCGCGCCCGCGCCCACCCCAACAUGCUGCGCGCCCAGAAGUUCGCCAUGUCCUUCUGGGAGUCGACCGACGACCUGCACAUCACCCGCGCCCCCGUCAGCUACGCCGACCGCCUGCGCAUCCACAACGACAAGCUCGGCGCCGUCGGCGGCCAGCAGAACGGCAACUCGGCCGCCGACUCCAUCGGCGCCGCCGCCUCCGCCACCGUCAUCGCCCAGAUCGACAGCGGGAGCCUCGAGCGCUGGGAGCCCGACGGCUACGGCCGCGGCGGCACCUACGAGGCCAUCUUCCGCGGCGACUGGGAGUCCUACGACCCCUGGGACCCGGCCGGCCGCGUCGGCGCCACCACCGACCUCUACAACGGCGCCGGCGCCUGCAGCGUCUUCCGCAUGUUCCAGGGCAUCCUCGCCCUCACAAAGGUCGAGCAGGGCAUGGUGCGCGUGCUGCCCUCGCCCAAGCUCGUAGCCGCCUACUUCCUCCUGCGGCCCUUCUUCUCCCCGAGGCGCGGGCCCCCCGAGCAGCCGGACGGCGGUAAAGCCGACCAGUGGGCCGCCUAUCUCGACGCCUCCAACUGGGCCCUCGACCCGGAGCCAAACACCAUCAUCCAUGGCGCCGUCCCCGGACACGCUCAGCGCCUCACCGAGCGCUGGCACCCGCACCUGCACCUCCGCCGGAGCCUCGUCUCCCUGCCCAGCAUGCAGGCCGGCGACUACGUAAUCUGGCACUGCGACCAGGCCUACUCCAUCAUCACCGGCGGCACCCGCCUCGGCGUGCCCCCCUCGCUGCAGAACGAGUCGACCGAGCUCUCCCUGCUGACCUACACCCCCGUGUGCCCCCUGACCCAGACCAACGCCCUCUUCCUCGCCCGCCAGCGCAAGGCCUUCCAGACCGGACAGCCGGGGCCCGACUUUGACACCCUCGGCGGCCUGGGCAGCGAGGCCUCGCACCAGGACCGGCCCAGCGCCAAGGAAGUCGAGGAGUACGGCGGCGUCGACGGCCUGCGCGCCAUGGGCCUGGCCCCCUACGACGUCGAGCCGGCGGGGGUGUUGCCGCCCAAGCACAGCCAUCAUCAUCCCCACCAUCACCAUCACCGUUACGACGCGGACGACGCCAUGGAUAUCGACGUCGACGCGGACGACGAGGAGGGCAUCAGGAACAAGACAAAGACCGAGGCCGAGACGGAGCUGCUGCGGCUCGCCAACAUCAUCCUGUUCCCGAGCCGCUACGACUUUUAUAUCCCGACCAGCGGCACGCGGAGUAGCGGCGACCGUACUCCGCGCGCGACGGCGGCGACAGCGACAGCAACAGCGACGGCGAAGACGGGGUCUGCGGGCACGACGCCCAAGACGACCGUGAACGGUAAUAAGAGCUGACGGCGUU
Colletotrichum destructivum is the source of this 3399-nucleotide messenger RNA. Its product is annotated as Putative isopenicillin N synthase-like superfamily. The transcript has a single exon. The record is from RefSeq and is a predicted model, not a curated record. The coding region runs from base 876 to 3392 and encodes 838 amino acids. Lineage: Eukaryota; Fungi; Ascomycota; Sordariomycetes; Glomerellales; Glomerellaceae.